Messenger RNA from Aspergillus mulundensis, 3501 nucleotides. RefSeq lists its product as uncharacterized. Gene Ontology annotation, molecular function: DNA binding; zinc ion binding; DNA-binding transcription factor activity, RNA polymerase II-specific. The record is from RefSeq and is a predicted model, not a curated record. Lineage: Eukaryota; Fungi; Ascomycota; Eurotiomycetes; Eurotiales; Aspergillaceae. The coding region runs from base 1 to 3501 and encodes 1166 amino acids. Gene Ontology annotation, biological process: DNA-templated transcription; regulation of DNA-templated transcription. The transcript has 5 exons.
AUGUUCGAAACUGGCGACCUAGACCAAAGUGCCUGCAUCACAUACCACCAGUACGGCCAACGCUGCACCGGGACUGCCCCAUGCCGCAACUGUCGACAGCGCCUCGCCGAGCAUGGGCCCCAACCUGACGGAGCCUCAGGCGAAGCCGACUACCAUGAGAAACUGCUGGACGAUAUCUUUCGACUUAUUCAAUCCACCGAUGAUGAAGGGUCACGGCCUUUAUUAGAUUUAAUACGCAAUGGCGCCACAUUUCCCGAGGUACGAUGCUUGAUAGACCAGAUAUCGACAGGCGUACCAACGCCAAAUCAGGCGUCCAGCGCGGAACUUAGAGGCGCAAGAUUACGCGUCGGAUAUGAGGUUGAGAGCGGUGCGCCGCCGUUUCGGUCCAUGGUUAUGGAUGUUCACUACUUGUGCGAUUCUGCGCCAGUCAAGGUGCCCGCGAAGCCGUGGACGAGUGUUACAGACGAUGAUGCGCUGGUUUCGCAUUUAGUCUCGCUAUAUUUCACGUGGGACUAUCCGUUCUAUGCAUUUGUAGAUCCGGAGAUUCUGAUCAAGUACAUGUCCGAGGGGCAGUUGCAGAGUGAUUUUUGCAGUCCGUUUCUUGUGAAUGCGCUCCUUGCGAAUGCUUGUCAUUAUUCUCAUUACUCAGAAGCUUAUACGAUACCCGGAGACGUCAAGACCAAGGGUACAGAUUUUCUGGCGGAGGCAGAAAUGCAUCUUCGAAAAAAUCGUUUCGAGAAAGGAUCCAUAGUCCGACUCGCGUCUCUGCAGGCUACGCUGCUGCUAUAUGAAAGGUAUUCAAUGGUAGGGGACGACGACAACGGCUAUAUAAUGCUCAACCAGGCGUUGGAAAUGGCAGAGGCGCUUGGGAUAAUCAACAGCCCGGAGCUCCGCUUGAACAAUUCGCACAUGUCGGAAGAGAUGAUAAGAUCAGUCCAGCGAACGGCGUGGGGUCUGUUUCAGAUUGACACGAUUGUGCAUACAAACUUUCUCCGCAAGAGUUCGGUCAAUGAUGUGAGCAUUUCUCGGAUUGAUCGUGACUCGUCGAAGCCCUGGGAUACAUGGGCAGCGUACCCUUUGAACAAACCCGAUCGACCAUCCUGGCUGAGCCAGACUUUUGAUGAAGCAUGCAUGCUGUCAUAUAUUGCGCGAGAUAUGUCCCGAACCCUCAGUCCCAAAGCCACCAAUUCGGCGGCCAACACAUCUGAACACAAGCAAGCGCUAUACGGCAAAUUGAGGCACUGGGAGGAAAACUUGCCGGCGACUUUCUCGCUGGAUGAGAAGCCAGCGCCGCAUAUUUUGCUGCUAAGGAUGCGGUAUCAUGCCUUGCUAAUUAAUUUAUAUUGCGACUGGUUCGAAGGCAAGCCGCCAUUCAACGCCAUUACCGGCCAGCCAAUUGAACAAGAACCAUCGACUAGAAUUGCCGACUCCGACGCUUUGAAAAUAGCUCUCGCUUCUGCUAGAGAGAUUGCCGUCAUCACCCGACUGCAUAAGGAGGAGUAUGGUAUGGAACGCGCCCACCAGUUCGCCAUGUACGCCAUCCUGCUCGCCCUCUUUGCCUUUCUGGAGCAAAAGUCCUUCAACGUCCUCGACCACGACUUCCUUUCACUCACUAGUGCCUUUUCCAUCAUUGCCUCCCGAUCCCAAGUGGGCAUGCACCUGUUUCACAUCUUCCGGCACUCUGUGAAAUUCCGACUGCAGUGCGGGAAAUGGGAAAGCUCGGUGGCUGUACCGACAGAACUCGACGAAUUAUUUUUCAAGAACACUUCGCCUGAGAUACCCGAUCGAUGGAACCACUACGCCGAGGGGCUGCAGAAGCUGGCGGAUAAUGGGGAGUAUAUCGGCAGUCUCGACGGCGGGUGGCAGACGCACGCGGCGUCGGGGAUCAACGACAUGCUGCGCAAGUACGAGACGCUCAGUGUGGGCAAGGAGGACGACCUGCAUGGGAAGGACGAGUCGAGCGGGUCGCGCCGAAUAAAAUGCGACGAAGGCAAACCAAUCUGCCGCAACUGCACGCGCUCCAAGCGCCACUGCGCCUACGCCAACACCCCCGACGGAAAAUCGAAUCUGCGAAUCGUAGUCUACACACCGCGCGCAACGUUUGCUACAACCGGCGCCGAGAAGCACAGUCUCGAUUUCUUUCUCGCGCAGAUGCGCACGCGCUUCCCGAUCCACUUCUCCCAACCUGUUCUCCAGGCCGCGCAUCGCGAGGAUGUCCUCGCCCACGCGGUUAUCGCCCUCGGCGCAAUGCAGCAGUGCUUCGAGUAUGACGAUGCGAGCGCAAUAGGCGGGUGGAGUCCCAUGGCGACGUUCGCGAUGCAGCAGUACGGCAAGGCGCUGCGGUUACUGCAGGAGCGCGUGAAUCUAGUCUCGACCUCCACCUCCAACCGACCUCCAAGAGGGCGAGCGCGACAUGCCAGCGCAGAGCCAGACCUGAUUCUAAUAUCGUGCAUCUUCUUCGCGUGCUUCGAGUGCCUGCGUGGCUCGACGCAGGCGGCCAUCAUCCACAUGCGCUCUGGGUUGAAUCUCCUACGGGAAUACGAGCGGGACCCGCGCACAGGCUCGAUUAUACCGCGGCGCACGAUGCGCUCGCUCUUCACGCGCCUCGAUAACCAGCUCAUCGAGAUGCGCGGGAGUAGUCUGUCCAUCUCCGAUCUGAGCGAUAGCCUGGAUGUAGUCGCGCGGGAUCCCACGCCCGAAGACGACGUCCACGAUGCGCUGAACGCGCUGUGGAACCAUAUCCUGCAUGGCAUGCUUGAUUCGGCGCGCGCGCUGGCAAAGGGCGAGGCGCCGAGCCCGUCGAUUCCGACGCCGCAGAAUGACGUGCGGGAGAGUAUGAGGCGCCUGCAUAGUACGUUUAUGAGGCUGGCGAUCUCGCCGGGCGAACAGGCACAGUCACAGGCACAUCAACAUGCGAGUCACCACUCUCAAUCCCCACCACAAUCACAACCAUAUGUCCAUCCGCAUCUCACCCGCCCACCCCCCGAACCCCUCGACUACGGCCAAGACCCCGACAUCCUCCGCAUCUGGUUCCUGCUCUCCCCAAUGCUCCUCACAAGCAACACCUGGGACCCCGCGGACGCAUGGGGCCCGCACAACGACAACUUCGCGCGGAUCGUCUCCAUCGCCGAAUUCUACCUCUCGCGGUGUGCCGCCGCGAACCCGUCGCGACGGCGCACAUUCACGUUUUCCCUGGGUAUCGUGCCGCCGCUAACACUGACAGCCACGCGAUCGCGAGACCCGUGUGUGCGUCAGAAGGCGCUGUAUCUGCUCUCUAUAUGUAAUCGGCGCGAGGGCAUCUGGGAUUCAGCGGUGUCUGUGCAGUUUGCGCUCAGGACGAUCCAGAUGGAUCAGAGUGUGAAUGAUGAACCGGGGGAGGAUAUGGCGGCGACGAGGCUGAAGAAUCGCGCGGCCGCGUUUGAUGAUAUUCUUGUUGCGGAUGAUGAUGAGAGGCUUGUUAAGCAUGAGCCUGUUGGGGAUGAGGAGGAGGAUGAUGAGUAG